AUGGAGCACAAUAACCACUUGGAAUUCCAGCCGAGUCUAUUUGACUCACACUCGUGGCUUUUGUCUCAAUCUCAACAUUUACCUAUUGAUAAAUUGACUGAUGGUGCAGAGUCCCACAAUGAAACUACACUGGAUGUCAAUUUCCUAGAUGGAUUUAGCUGGCUUCAGUGUACAACUAAACAUGAGACAUGGGGUCCUAUUUCUCAUACAUACAAUGACUUAACUCCGUGUUUUACUGGCCUCUUGUUUAGCAUUGCAUCGUUGUUAAUGAUUGUUGUUGGAACAUACCAAGUUGUGCAUCUCAAAAAUAAGAAAAUCACUUCAGGAAAUAGAAUCACGUGGAGCUUCUAUUUCAAAUUAUCACUAGUUUUGAUCCAGUUGGCUAUUUUAGUUGGAUUGGUGUUUACGUUUACUGGCCCAGCAAAAGGAAUUAUUUUCACUUCCUUGGUAUUGAAUGUUGCAUCGACAAUUGUGGCUUUGGCUAUCCACUACAUAGAAGAGUUUAAAUCCACCAUCCCCAAUGGUGUUUUGCUCUUUUAUUGGUUAUUUGAGACCAUUUUCUUUUUAGGAAAAGACAUUAACUUGCACUUGAGAAGUCAAUUCAACCUGCACUAUUCAACAUUGCUCAUUUUGGGAACAGUCAACGCUUUCGCAAUUUUGUUGGUUGAAUCGUUGUUACCAAUGAAACCACUUGACCGUAUUAGUCAAUUGAGACAAUCGCCAUACGACAGAGCAAAUGUAUUUUCAAGAAUCACAUUUGACUGGAUUGGCGGGUUGAUGAAAAAAGGAUACCACCAAUUCCUCACUGAACAUGAUUUACCACCCUUACCAAAACUGUUAAAGGCAAACAAGACCACUACAGACUUUAAUCACUUUUGGAAUGAACAACCAGCAAGCGGCAAAUCCUUGUUUUGGGCAGUAAGCAAUGCAUUUGGAUUGGAGUUUUUGCUAGGUGGUGUGUUUAAAGGCGCCCAGGAUUGUCUUGCAUUUGUUCAACCACAAUUGUUGAGAUUAUUGAUAAAGUUUGUUAACGACUAUACGCAAUCGGUUAAACAUGGCGAACCAAUACCAUUGACCAAAGGUUUGUUAAUUGCUGUGGGAAUGUUUGUUGUUUCCAUUGUGCAAACUGCUUGCUUGCACCAAUAUUUCCAAAGAGCAUUUGAUUUAGGGAUGAAGAUUAGAAGUUCAUUAUCCUCUGCCGUUUAUGACAAAUCUCUUGUCUUGUCGAACGAGUCCAAACAAGAAAGUUCAACUGGUGACAUUGUUAACUUGAUGUCGGUUGAUGUGCAAAGAUUACAAGAUUUGGUACAGAAUUUGCAAAUUAUUUGGUCGGGACCUUUCCAAAUUAUCAUAUGUUUAUACUCCUUGCAUGGAUUGAUUGGAAACUCUAUGUGGGCAGGUGUAGCGAUUAUGAUUAUUAUGAUUCCUUUGAAUGCUGUAAUUGCAAGAACUCAAAGAAACUUGCAAAAGACUCAAAUGAAAUACAAGGAUAAGAGGUCCAGAUUAAUCAAUGAGAUUUUGAACAAUAUCAAGUCGCUCAAGUUGUACGCUUGGGAAACACCAUAUUUGAAUAGGUUAAACUAUGUCAGAAAUGAUUUGGAGUUGCUGAAUUUGAAAAAAAUGGGUGUCUUUAUGGCAGUUUCCAAUUUUACUUGGAACUUGGCACCAUUUUUGGUUAGUUGCUCAACUUUUGCCGUGUUUGUGUGGACACAAAAGAGAAGUUUGUCAACUGAUUUGGUUUUUCCAGCAUUAUCUCUUUUCAACCUUUUGUCAUUCCCACUUGCUGUUGUACCAAUGGUGAUUACAAAUAUUGUUGAAGCGCAAGUUGCAGUUGGUAGAUUGACAAAGUACUUGACCAGCUCCGAGUUGCAAAGUAAUGCGGUGAGCAAGCUACCACCAGCAAAGAACAUUGGUGAUGUAGCUGUUUCAAUCAAAAAUGGUACCUUUUUGUGGUCCAAAGCUCAAGGUGAACAAAAUUACAAAGUUGCAUUAUCAAGUAUUAACCUCAGCUCGAGAAAGGGACAAUUGGAUUGUAUUGUUGGUAAGGUUGGUUCUGGUAAAUCCUCUAUAAUUCAGGCCAUCCUUGGUGAUUUGUAUAAACUCGAUGGUGAAGUUGCAUUGCAUGGUAAAGUUGCUUAUGUAUCACAGGUGCCAUGGAUCAUGAAUGGAACUGUUAAGGACAAUAUUUUAUUCGGCCACAAGUACGACCCUGAAUUCUACCAAAAUGUGUUGAAAGCUUGUGCCUUGACUGUUGAUUUGGCAAUACUUCCUAAAGGCGAUAGAACCGAAGUUGGAGAAAAAGGUAUUUCUCUUUCUGGUGGUCAAAAGGCUAGGUUAUCACUAGCAAGAGCUGUUUAUGCACGUGCUGAUGUUUAUUUACUCGAUGAUCCGCUUAGUGCUGUUGAUGAACACGUUGGGAAACAUUUAACAGAUCACGUAUUGGGUCCCAACGGAUUGUUGCGUACAAAAUGUAAGAUCUUGGCUACAAACAAUAUUAGAGUUUUGAGUAUUGCCGAUAAUUUGCAAAUGGUGAGUGGUGGAAGAAUUAUUGAGCAAGGCACAUACGAUGAUAUAAUGGAGCAACCAAACUCCAAGUUGAAGCAGUUGAUUGAUGAGUUUGGUAAAAAGAAGGAGGAUACUCCUACAAGAACUCCUUCUAGAGCUGCAACUCCAACAGUUGGUGAAGCCAAGCGCGAGCAGGCUGUUGCUGGUACUCCAAUCAAUGAAGGUGAAGUUCCCAAGAAGGAUCAAUACGAAGUGCUAGAUGAUGAUAUCGACACACAAAAUCUCGACUCCGAUUGUGACUUUGAAGGAAUUAGUUUGAGACGUGCUUCUGAAGUGUCUUAUAUACCAGAAGAUGAGCGUGAUCCAGAACAGUAUCUUGCAGAACAAAGAGAAUUAGCUGAUGCUGAAGAUGCCGACACAAAGGCUAGAAAAGAACACAUUGAGCAAGGUAAAGUUAAAUGGGAUGUGUACUUGGAGUAUGCUAAAGCGUGUGGCCCAAUCAAUGUGAUGAUCUUUUUAGGGUGUGCCAUUCUUUCUUAUUUGGUCAAUGUUGCUUCGACAUUUUGGUUGGAACAUUGGUCAGAAAUUAAUACAAAAUAUGGAUAUAACCCAAACGUUGGGAAAUACUUGGGUAUCUACUUUUUGUUGGGUAUUGGUUAUUCUUCGUCGUCAUUGAUUCAAAACAUUACACUUUGGAUAUUGUGUACUAUACAGGGGUCUAAAAAGAUUCACAAUGAUAUGGCUGUGAGUGUGAUUCGUGCACCAAUGAGUUUCUUUGAAACAACACCUAUCGGUAGAGUGUUGAAUAGAUUUUCUAAUGACAUCUACAAGAUUGAUGAAGUAUUGGGCAGGGUUUUCAACAUGUUCUUUAGUAAUGCUAUCAAGGUUAGUUUGACGAUUGCGGUGAUUUGCUUUUCAACAUGGCAAUUUGUAUUUUUGAUCUUGCCAUUGGGUGUGUUGUACGUUUAUUACCAACAGUAUUAUCUUCGUACUUCAAGAGAGUUGAAGAGAUUGGAUUCGGUGACUAGAUCUCCUAUAUUUGCCAAUUUCCAAGAGUCACUUGUUGGUGUUUCGACAAUCAGGGCGUAUGGUAAAGAAGAGAGGUUUAGAGUUGUUAAUAGAGAAAGAGUUGAUCAAAACUUGAAAGCUUAUCAUCCAGCAAUCAAUUCAAACAGAUGGCUUGCUGUGAGGUUAGAGUUUCUUGGUUCUAUAAUCAUUCUUGGCUCUGCUGGUUUGUCCAUCUUGACAUUAUCUUCGGGUCACUUGACUGCAGGUAUGGUUGGUUUGUCAGUUUCGUAUGCUUUGCAAGUAACACAAUCACUCAACUGGAUUGUUCGUAUGACAGUUGAAGUUGAAACCAAUAUUGUUUCUGUUGAAAGAAGUCUUGAAUAUUCUCGUUUAAAGUCUGAAGCACCAGCAGUUAUUCCUGGGCAUGUACCACCUACAAACUGGCCUUCUGAAGGUGAAAUCAAAUUCAAUAAUUACUCGACAAAGUAUAGGCCUGAGCUUGAACUUGUUUUGAAGAACAUCAAUAUUGAUAUCAAGCCAAAGGAAAAGAUUGGUAUUGUUGGUAGAACUGGUGCUGGUAAAUCAUCAAUCACUUUGGCGCUUUUCCGUAUCAUUGAAGCAUUUCAAGGUGAUAUAAAUAUUGACCACAUUAAGACUAAUUCGAUAGGUCUCUUUGAUUUGCGUCACAAGCUUUCAAUUAUUCCGCAAGAUUCACAAGUGUUUGAAGGUACAAUUAGAUCGAAUUUGGAUCCUACUGAGGAGUAUUCAGAUGAGCAAAUAUGGAGAGCCUUGGAUCUUUCACACUUGAAAGAUCAUGUAUUGAAAAUGUUUGAAGAGACACGCGAGGAGAUUGAAAGUGAUAGUGCGCUUGAUGUUAAAGUCUCUGAGGGUGGUACCAACUUGUCUAUUGGCCAACGUCAACUCAUGUGUCUUGGAAGAGUUCUUCUCAAGCUUAACCAUUCAAAUGUACUUGUUUUGGAUGAAGCCACUGCAGCAGUUGAUGUUGAAACCGACAAGAUAUUGCAGCAAACAAUCAGAACAGAGUUUAAGGAUAAGACCAUCAUCACUAUUGCUCACAGAUUGAAUACCAUCUUGGACUCAGACAGGAUCUUGGUAUUGGAGAAGGGUGAAGUUGCAGAGUUUGACACUCCCGAGGUGUUGUUAAGUGACAAAAACUCGUUACUUUAUUCAUUGGCUAAACAAGGAGGUUUUAUUGAGGAAGAAGAGGGUUAA
Molecule: messenger RNA, 4746 nt
Organism: Lodderomyces elongisporus
Lineage: Eukaryota; Fungi; Ascomycota; Pichiomycetes; Serinales; Debaryomycetaceae
Gene: YCF1
Product: ATP-binding cassette glutathione S-conjugate transporter
Exons: 1
Coding region: 1-4746 (1581 amino acids)
Biological process (GO): transmembrane transport
Cellular component (GO): membrane
Molecular function (GO): ABC-type transporter activity; ATP binding; bilirubin transmembrane transporter activity
Source: RefSeq, a predicted model, not a curated record